AUGGAAAAACAUCAAUCACUUUUUGAAGAUAAUUUUUCCCUUGUUGGAAAUGGUAGAGGUACUCUUAUAUAUGAUGGUCCUGCGGAUUAUCUUUUCUACAUGAGUGGUCGCAGAAAUUGUCAAUAUAUUCAUGGAAGAAUAACGCUUAAGCCACGGCAUGAUAUACUUCAAACAAUUACAAAUUUUUUUACAUCUCAAUUUAGCAGUAAAGCUGUAAAAGACACUGUCACUUAUAAUGUAACAAUGAAUAAUGGUUAUUACGAUGACUUCGUUUUUGGUGUCAUAAAAAAAGAAAGCGCUUCCGAUCUUCGUCAAUCACGUUAUGAUUUGAAAACUUUUACAAAACAAAGUCAGCAUAAUCUCCUCCCAAACGUUUUUAACGUUCACAGCGAAUCUGUGGAAAUUACUGAUAUAGUUCUUAGCAAUAGAAUUAUUGAUUUAUUGAAAGCAUCUUCCAAAUAUUUGACAUAUCUAAUAAUUACUGAUCAGCCACGAAUUCGUCCGGAAAAACUCAUUGAAGAUCGACAAAAAAUUUUAACUGUCAUGCAUGAACUUCCAGAUGACAUAUCAAUGUUUUCGGAUAUUCUGAUUGUAACAGAACUACUUCUAACAUUGAUUGAUUUGAUUCCUGCACAAUGUUCUUUCAGAACUGAGACUAGGCAAAAACUUAAAAAGAACAGAGAAGAAGCUGAAAAAGUAAUACAAAAAAAUUUAACACUUGAAAGACAAGAGGAAAUUCAGCAGAAAAAGGCUGAUAAGAAACGUGCUGAAGCUGAACGUAUAGCUAAAUUAUCUCCUGAAGAACAACGAAAGUGA
Molecule: messenger RNA, 816 nt
Organism: Racocetra persica
Lineage: Eukaryota; Fungi; Glomeromycota; Glomeromycetes; Diversisporales; Gigasporaceae
Source: the annotation of a GenBank genome assembly